Juglans microcarpa x Juglans regia is the source of this 366-nucleotide messenger RNA. RefSeq names its product VQ motif-containing protein 10-like. The coding region runs from base 1 to 366 and encodes 121 amino acids. Lineage: Eukaryota; Viridiplantae; Streptophyta; Magnoliopsida; Fagales; Juglandaceae. The transcript has a single exon. The record is from RefSeq and is a predicted model, not a curated record.
AUGGCGUGCAGCGUUAGUGGAAAAGCCGUGAAAGUGGUGCAUAUCGAUACCCAGUACGUGGAAACGGACCCCUUAAACUUCAAGUCUGUUGUUCAGAGCUUUACUGGUAAGGAUUCUUGCGUUGCAUGGAUAGAGAAGAGCUCCUUCGGCGCCAACAAGAGAAAAAGACCCGUCACUGUGAAUAAUGGUGGCGGCUCCGAGAUCAGGCCAUCAUGCCGCGGCCAUGAUAAUGGUAGUGCUGUUGGCAGUGGAAAUCGCCAUGUUUCGGUGUUAUCGAAGGGCAUGUCGUUUAAAGACUUGGAUCGGAUGAUCUUGGAGGCUCCUCCAACGGAGGAAUUAAUGCAAUGGCUCAUGUGGACCGAGUAG